AUGUAUGGUAUACCUAUUAGUAAUCAUGCUGAUAUAUUCGAAGAUGAAAGUACAGAGAUAGAAGAAGAGAAUGUAACAUUAAAAGAUAUUGUUAGUUUAAUAAAUGAUAUUAUCCAUGUAUCUGAAACAUGUCAUGUUCUUGACGGUGGAGUCAGUAUGUCGUUUGGUAACAUACCUUUAUCCACAUUUAAUAAGACGCUUACAAAACAUCUUGAUGUUAUUGAUACGCUUAAGAGAGAAAUAAAAGAGUUUGAAAAGAAGAAUAAGCUUAUAAUAACUCGCUUAAGAAGUGAAGAGAAGAAAGAAAAGGAGUUAACUCAAAAGGUGAAAGAAGAGACAAAACCUAAAAGGAGAAAAACUGAAUUAUUAUAA
Messenger RNA from Entamoeba dispar SAW760, 372 nucleotides. RefSeq lists its product as uncharacterized. Bases 1 to 372 code for a protein of 123 amino acids. NCBI's taxonomy places the organism in Eukaryota, Evosea, Mastigamoebida, Endamoebidae. The transcript has a single exon. The record is from RefSeq and is a predicted model, not a curated record.